Messenger RNA from Oxyura jamaicensis (ruddy duck), 2060 nucleotides. RefSeq names its product establishment of sister chromatid cohesion N-acetyltransferase 2 (gene ESCO2). Gene Ontology annotation, biological process: mitotic sister chromatid cohesion. Gene Ontology annotation, cellular component: nucleus; chromatin. Gene Ontology annotation, molecular function: protein-lysine-acetyltransferase activity. The record is from RefSeq and is a predicted model, not a curated record. NCBI's taxonomy places the organism in Eukaryota, Metazoa, Chordata, Aves, Anseriformes, Anatidae. Bases 32 to 2038 code for a protein of 668 amino acids. The transcript is spliced from 10 exons.
AUCGUGUUCUCGUAGGCGCCCCGGUGAAGGCAUGGCGACCCGCACCCCGCAGAAAAGGAGCCACAGCCCCCCCGACAGCCCAUCCUUAGCCUUCGAGACUCCCGUGAAAAGGGCGGCGGUCGGUUUUGUCGACGGGCUGUCUCCGCGCAAGAAAUCCAGGAGGCACUGGUGUGCCUCUCAGAUAAAAUGGUCGCCGGGCUCCGGCGAUGAGCUGAAGGAAAACGAGGCCGUCCCCGUGAAGCCAGCGCCGUCCCGGAGGCUGGAUGUUUCCCCCCUGCGGGCAGCCGACGUCCCCAACGCUGCGCCGAGGGAGCUCUCCGGUAAAUCAUCCCCAGAGGCCGCUGCCGCCUACGGGCCCGUUGUGCCCGUGGUGUCUUUCUACAGCAAGGAGAAGCGGUACCUUACCCUCAUCGAGAGGAAACAGCUGAAUGAAAACCUCGCUUCCGGGGAGAGGAGCGGUGCUGAAAAUGCCCUGGCUGCGAGCAGGACCGAGAAGGUGAACACAAACCUCAGCAGGAACGCGAGCUCCAGGCCGGCCAGGCCUGCAACAGCUACCAAAACCGGCAAAACUGUCCCCAAAACUGUCGCCAAGGCAGUGAAGAAGGUAAAGGCAGACGUCCCGCCUGCGAAGCCCAGCGUGGAGAAGGAGAACGCUCCCUGCCUGGUGAAAAAGAAGAUGGAUUCGCCCUUCCGCGUCCUCAGCAUGACGGUGAAACCGGCCUUGAAGCUGCAGGCGGGGGCGGCCUUCUUUUCUGCCAGGAAGAGGUCGCACUCCAAAAAAGCACCCGGAGACCCCAAAUGUCCCCAGACGCCCCCCAGGGCCGCGCCAGGGACAGCUGGCACGUCUCGCUCAGCCCCCGCAAGCGAAAAUCCCCGGGUGGGUGGUACCCAGAGCAGGAUUCCUGCGCCUCAGGAGGGAGAGGAGGAGAGCGGGGAGGACUUGAGCCGUGGGGACGAAGAGAGAGGCGCAGCCUGUGAAGGAAACGUGUCCCUGCAGAGCAGGGGGGGCGCCCCGGCUGUUCCUUCCCACCCCUCCGAGCCUCCCGCUGCCGAGGACCGCGACGCGGAGAACGCGGGUGCUGAGGACAUCGCUGCUGCCCCGAGCCGGGAGUCGGGUGUCGACGUUACUCCUCCGAGCCGAUCUCCGCGCAAAGGGGACAAGGGAGGGUCGCUGCGUGACAAUUCCCCCUUUAAAAUUGCUCGGGAAAUGCCUCGUUCCGGGCAGAAAUCUGAAGGGUCGCAGCCCGCGUUGGACGGUCGGAGCUCUCCCUUCGGAUCCGGCCCGCCCGCGAAAGCGGCUCCCGGCCUGCAGAAGAGCAAGAGGGCGAAGGAGCGCUGCUCCAGGGACCAGAUGAUCAUCGAUGCCGGGCAAAAGCAUUUCGGCGCCGUCGCCUGCAAGUCGUGCGGCAUGAUCUACACCGCCGCCAGCCCGGAGGACGAAGCCCAGCACAUCCAGCACCACCAGAGGUUCCUCGAGGGGCUGCGCUACGUGGGCUGGAAGAAAGAGCGGGUUGUGGCGGAGUUCUGGGAUGGGAAAAUCGUUCUGAUUCUCCCAGCUGACCCGAAGUACGCAGUCAAGAAGGCCGAAGACGUGCGAGAGAUCGUGGAUAACGAGCUGGGAUUUCAGCAGGUUGCGCUGAGCUGCCCAGCCAAGACCAAAACGUACGUGUUUGUGUCCAACGAGAGGAUGAUUGUGGGGUGCCUCGUGGCUGAGUCAAUCAAGCAGGCGUUCCGGGUGCUGGCCGAGCCGGCGGCAGCGCAGUCCCCGGGGCAGGACCAGCAGCGGGCUUGGCGCUGCUCCACGCGGCCCGAGCCCGCCGCCUGCGGCGUCAGCAGGAUCUGGGUGUUCGGGCCGGCCCGCGGGAAGGGCGUCGCGCGCCGCAUGGUGGACGCCGUCAGGAGCACGUUCGUGUACGGCAGCUACCUGAGCACGGAGGAGAUCGCCUUCUCCGACCCCACGCCGGACGGCAAGCUGUUCGCGAGCCGGUACUGCCGCACGCCCAACUUCCUCGUCUACAACUUCAUUUACAGCAACUGAUUCCACUCGCUCCUUGCGGGCU